Molecule: messenger RNA, 1687 nt
Organism: Alnus glutinosa
Lineage: Eukaryota; Viridiplantae; Streptophyta; Magnoliopsida; Fagales; Betulaceae
Product: peroxisome biogenesis protein 3-2-like
Exons: 7
Coding region: 450-1544 (364 amino acids)
Biological process (GO): protein import into peroxisome membrane
Cellular component (GO): peroxisomal membrane
Molecular function (GO): protein-macromolecule adaptor activity
Source: RefSeq, a predicted model, not a curated record
ACCAGGAACAACUUCGUCUGCUCAUUUUUAUCUUUAAGAAAAGGGUUAGGUUCGGUCCCGAAAUCUCUAGGCUUUAGCGCACCCAACCACUUCUCCUUCUCAAGUUACCUCUCUCCGGAGUCUAAACCCUCGAGAGAAGAAGCUACUUGUAGGCUCGUACUCUCUCUAUCUCUCUCAGAGUCUCUGGUGUAUUUAGUUGUAUUAUAGGUGGAGGCGGGUUUUCCCAAGACUGCCUAUCACUCCAAACGAGAAACCGCUUUGUUCAUUCUAUCAUCUUUUCCUUUGAACCAAAAAUUCUUUAUCUUCUCCUCUUUUUCCCUAGUAACCAUCUUUCCCAUCUCCACAAGGAGGAUUGUAUUCUAUUUGUUUCCUUCUGUUGUAUAGAAUCCAAAUGGGUUCCCAAAAGGCCAAGGCAUAGCAAUGGAUAUUUGGGUUCCAUAGCAGCAAAAAUGCUUUCUUUAAGGGAUUUUUGGAGAAGGCACAGGAGGAAGAUUUUUGUUACAGUUGGAGUUUUAGGAAGUGGGUAUCUUCUAUAUAAGCUUUAUGAUGCUAACAGGCGUAGGGACGCUGAUCUGGAGAGAGUAUUCGCUGAGCGGGAAAAAUUCAUUAAGGCCCAAAUGCAAGCCCAUUUUGAAAAUAUUCAAAAAAUAGCUGAUACGACAACGUUGCCUCAUGUGAUGAAUUAUUUAAGUAGUCAAAUUGCAGAAGAAUUGGACCAUUCUCAGCUUAUAGAGAGGCUCCAGAAAGCGAAGGGUCAACCAAACAGUUUGACACCUUCAGAGAAACUUGAAUUAUGGGAUAGACUCAAAAUUCUAAGUUUCACAAGAAUGGUGUUGUCCCUAUGGGCAAUGACAAUGCUGAGCUUAUACAUUAGAGUUCAGGUCAACAUAUUGGGGAGAUAUUUAUAUAUUGAUACUGCACGUAUUCUUGGAAGCUCUUAUUCACUUGAGAAUGAUGAUAUCAUUGACAGGGAUGACGAGCAGAAGUUUCUGGCUAGUGCUGAUUUUCUCUCAAAUCGUGGUAUGCCCACCUUGAUUUCUGACAUGCAAACAGCGGCAAUAGAAGUUCUCAAGGGAAAGCAGGUUGCGUUGGAUUUCUUCAACACUACAGCACUUCAUGAAACUACCAUGCAGAUACUUGAAAGGUUCAAGAGCAUCAGAAGCCCUCAUCACUGGGUAAACUACAUUAUGCCUGAGGAUGCUAUAUUCUACCCCAGCAGUGACAACAAAAUUCCUUCUGAUGUGACCAAAUUCGACAAACUUAUGGUGGAGACACGCUCAGUCUUGGCAAGUGCUGAAUUUGGGAGUGUUGUUGAGAAAUCAUUGAAGGAAGUGCUGGAUGCACUAGUGGAGGAUCUGGCGGCUCAAUCUGGAGGCAGUCUAACAUCAGGGAUGCUACUGGCCAAAAUUCUGCCAAGAGUUGCACAGAUGGGCCCCAUACUCCUAAACGAGCCUAGUAAAAACCGUUACAUCCAAAUUAUUCAAAGCAUUCCAGAAGUUGAACUCUUUUUCACUCUUAUCUAUACAAAUAUGCCUACCUCAUAGACUAGUGCUUGAGCAUAAUUGCAUCUUUAUGGACAUCUAGAUUUCAUUACAUCAAUGUAAAAAAUUUGAAUGAGGCUGAGUUUGGGUAUUCAAUAUUUUCUACAAUUUGAGAGGGGAAUGAAAGAGAAAGAUAAGGUUGAUCA